Molecule: messenger RNA, 849 nt
Organism: Mesitornis unicolor (brown roatelo)
Lineage: Eukaryota; Metazoa; Chordata; Aves; Mesitornithiformes; Mesitornithidae
Product: chromosome unknown open reading frame, human C1orf35
Exons: 8
Source: RefSeq, a predicted model, not a curated record
GACCAGUUCAGCUGGGAGGAUGUCAAAACCGACAAACAGCGAGAAAACUACCUGGGGAACUCCCUGAUGGCGCCCGUGGGCCGGUGGCAGAAGGGCAAGGACCUGACGUGGUACGCCAAGGGCAAGAAGGAUUCGGCUCCCCCGCUGUCCCGUGAGGAAGAGCUGGCCGCCGUCCGCCUGGCCGAGCAGGAGGCCAUGAUGGCAGCCCUGGGCUACAAGACCGGGAAGCGGCAGCCCACCGGCCUCAGCAAGGAGGACCUGGCUGAGGUGUGCAAGCGCGACGGCACCGAGCGGGACGAGAAGGACGUGGACCGGGUGGUGGGCUUGGGCAGCAGCAGCGGCAGCGCUGGCCGGGUGAUGCUCUCCAAGGAGGACAAGGAAGCGGCCAAGAUGGGGCUCUCCAUCUUCACGCACCAAAAAGUCUCCAGCAGCCCCGAGACCUCUGGCUCCAAGAAGAAACAGGAGAAGGAGGAGAAGGUGGAAGAGAAACGCAUCAAAAAAUCCAAAAAGGAGAAAAAGAAGAAGAAAAAGAAGAAGCACAAGAAGGAGAAGAAGAAGGAGAAGCAUCACAAGAAGGACGCCGCUCUGUCGUCUUCCGAUUCUUCUUCGGAUCGGGAUGAGAGGCACCACCGACGGAAAACCCAGCGGUGCCCCGAAACCUCGCGCCGGCGCCGCCACGACACCGCGUCCUCCUCCAGCAGCCGGGAUUCGGGCAGGAGCCCCUCGCGCCGUCAUGGCCAUUCUCGGCACCCGUCCCCGCCACGCAAGGGGAGGAAGAGGAGCAGGAGCAGGAGCAGGUCCCCUUCAUCCCGCAGGGUCAGGCAGCGCCACGACACCGAUUCGAACUGA